GCGUUGCCCCAGCACCAGGGCUCGCGGGGGUCCCGGGAGGGUCUCGGCAGCCGUGCGCCCCGAGACCCCCGCCGCGGCCCGAUUCUCUGAGGGCCAGGCAUGAACCGCAAGAAGCUGCAGAAGCUGACAGACACCUUAGCUAAAAAUUGCAAGCAUUUUAAUAAAUUUGAAGUGAACUGUCUUAUAAAGCUUUUUUAUAGCUUGGUGGGAGCAGUAGAGAGGCAAGGUCUGGUUAUUGGACUGGAUCGUAAUGCAUUUCGAAACUUCCUGCAUGUGACAUUUGGAAUGACAGAUGACAUGAUUAUGGACAGAGUAUUCCGAGGUUUUGAUAAAGAUAAUGAUGGCUGUGUAAAUGUAUUGGAGUGGAUUCAUGGAUUAUCACUGUUUCUUCGAGGAUCUUUGGAAGAAAAAAUGAAAUAUUGUUUUGAAGUGUUUGAUUUGAAUGGUGAUGGAUUCAUUUCAAAGGAGGAAAUGUUUCACAUGUUGAAGAACAGCCUUCUCAAACAGCCAUCUGAGGAAGACUCUGAUGAAAGAAUUAAAGAUUUGGUUGAAAUGACACUUAAGAAAAUGGAUCAUGACCAUGAUGGGAAACUGUCUUUUGCAGACUAUGAACUGGCUGUGAGAGAAGAGACUCUUCUACUGGAGGCCUUUGGGCCAUGUCUUCCUGAUCUAAAGAGCCAGAUGGAAUUUGAAGCUCAAGUAUUCAAAGAUCCAAAUGAAUUCAAUGAUAUGUGAAUACCUAAAUGUCUAUAUUGUCUCAAGGUGAAGAUGAGGUUCACUUACGUAUAUCAUUUGACAUCAGUGUAAGGUGCAAUUAAAAUAGAUGGAAGACAAGAAGUCCCUUAUUAGAUGAUGGGUUUGGCAAGACAGUUAACUUUUCUAGAGAUAUUUUAUCACAUAGACUAUCUGUCGAAGCACAUAACUGGCAUAAAACCUUUGGAUGCAUUAAAUGAAUGGAAAGAUUAUGUAAUUAUGAAUUGUUAAUACAAAUAUUCUGUGUCAGAAAGAAGCUGGGUGUACACUGAAAAAUCAUUGAAACGACUGGAUUUCCUUUGAAACAAUAAAUAAUGAAGAUAGCAUCAAAAGAAUAGAGCAUUCUCUUAUUGAGCAUUGAAAUGCCUUUCUGGUGGGCAUUGAGGGAGAUCCAGAGAGAUGAAAGACACAAAGAAAUCAUAUUAUAUUGAAAUAUAAUACGAUUUGCAUUAUUGUUUGAGGCUUUGGCUAAAUAACCUUACUGAUUGUAAGUGCCUGAAGGCAAGGGUUUUAUCCACACACAUCUUUGUCUGCCAUAGCAGUUAGUCCUCUGCAUACAAAGGGCAGUCCAUAAUUACUGUAGAUUAGAAAACCAAGAAGUACCACAAGAUAAAUGCAAACUCUUGGUGAGCAGAGGGAGAACAUGUACUGAGUUUCUUAGGUUUCAUGGCUAAUGCAUUGGCACAGCUUUCAGUUAUCCCUGCAGUCCUUCCAGACAGUCCCUGCCCCGUGCAUUGCAGUUGGUUGCCAAAGCCCCACUCUGUCCUGGCACCCAGUAUUCCUCCAUCCUGACUCCACGUAUUGCCCCCUUGCCACUGCCUGAGUGCACCGUAGUGUCCCCAUCCCCCCACUGCCUGGAAUUCCCCUUGUGUUCCCCUUUAUCAGGGCACAUCCUAACUGUACCCUGCUGGCCGUGACCUCCUGAAGACAGACCUGGCUUCUCCCUGCAUCCGGCUCCCCCGCACGUGCUGUGGGCAUCCUGAGAAGCCUGAGAAAGAGAGGGCCAGGUUAGGCUUGUGUGAGCUGCUUUUUGCCUUCUUGGUACACACAGUAAGCAGUGGAGAGGGGUGUCACACCGUAUCUGUUCUAUCCUCAUCUAAAUACUGAAAGGCUAGGUGGGAUAGGAAAUCUUUCUUACUACAUAUGCAUUAAGUUAAAGUAAAAGAGAAUAUUGUGUGAAAAAAUGCACUGUUACUAAUAAAUGGAAUAAACAGAUCCAGGAAAUAAAAGAAAACAUA
This is a messenger RNA of Cercocebus atys (sooty mangabey), 1991 nucleotides long. It is a transcript of the gene CLXN, whose product is annotated as EF-hand calcium binding domain 1. The record is from RefSeq and is a predicted model, not a curated record. NCBI's taxonomy places the organism in Eukaryota, Metazoa, Chordata, Mammalia, Primates, Cercopithecidae. The transcript is spliced from 7 exons. Bases 100 to 735 code for a protein of 211 amino acids. Gene Ontology annotation, molecular function: calcium ion binding.